This is a messenger RNA of Acyrthosiphon pisum (pea aphid), 1926 nucleotides long. Its product is annotated as patatin-like phospholipase domain-containing protein 2. The transcript is spliced from 14 exons. Bases 312 to 1808 code for a protein of 498 amino acids. The record is from RefSeq and is a predicted model, not a curated record. Gene Ontology annotation, cellular component: lipid droplet; cytoplasm; membrane. Gene Ontology annotation, molecular function: triacylglycerol lipase activity. Gene Ontology annotation, biological process: triglyceride catabolic process; lipid homeostasis. NCBI's taxonomy places the organism in Eukaryota, Metazoa, Arthropoda, Insecta, Hemiptera, Aphididae.
AAAAUUAAAGCGAUUAUUAAUAUUUUCUAUUAGGAAGGGGUAUAAAUGUAUGCGAUAUUAUUGUUGUUAUCUAUAUGAUAUUAUGAUCUAUGAGAUCUUCGAAAAUAACUGGAAAAUCUCCUUCAUUAAGUGUUGAUCACUAUAAUCAGUAAUAGUUUAUUGUGACCGAGAGAUAGGUAUUCGUAGUUCGUAAAUGAACAGAAUUUUUAAAGUAUAUUAAUUCUUGAUAAAUUUAUUGUUUUGAAAUUGUCUUAAUAAUAGAACAAUUUAAAAUUAGUAUAGGUUUGUCCGCGAUAAUUUAUUAUUAAAAUAUGAAUAUAUCGUUUUCUGGAUGUGGAUUUUUAGGCAUAUAUCAUAUAGGGGUGGCAUCGUGUUUAAAAACUUAUGCACCAUACCUUUUGGAAAACAAAAUUUGUGGCUCGUCAGCAGGAGCCAUUUCUGCAUGCUGUCUACUUUGUGACAUACCUCUAGAAUUGAUGACAAGUCAAAUGUUAGAUAUCGUAAGAGAAUCGAGAUCAAAAGCAUUAGGUCCAUUUAGUCCAUCUAUGAAUAUCACAGAACAUUUAUACAAUCGUCUUAAUAAGGACUUACCUGAUGAUGCGCACAAGCGAGUAAGUGGUAAAUUAUUUGUGUCACUAACAAGAGUUCCAGAUGGUAAAAAUGUCAUCAUGUCUCAAUUUUCUAGCAAGGAAGAAGUGAUACAGGUAUUAUUAGCUAGUGCUUUUAUUCCAGUAUUUUCUGGAUUUGUGCCACCUUUGAUUGGUAAAUAUAGGUAUAUUGAUGGUGGAUUUACUGACAAUUUACCAAUAGUUGAUAAGAAUACUAUAACUAUUUCACCAUUUAGUGGUCUUACUGAUAUUUGUCCCCGUGACAACCCUAUUAAGAAGUAUUUAUUAAAGAUAUCAAAUAAUAGUUUUGAAAUGACUAAAACAAAUUGUUUCCGAGUAGCUAGAAUAAUGUUUCCACCAGAACCAGAGAUGCUUGCUAAAUUGUGUUAUCAAGGUUUUGAUGAUGCUCUAAUGUUUUUACAAAAAAAUAAUCUAAUUAACUGUAAAAUGUGUUUAAUUCAACGAUAUGGUUUUAUAUUAUCCAAGAAUAAUAUUUGUGACAUGGCUGGCUACAACCCCUCAUGUAUUGAUUGCAAAUGGAAUAAUGCUUUUGCCAAAGUACAAGGAAUGCCAUAUUUCAUCACAUAUACUUUGGACAGAUACAUUGACUCACAUAAUAGCAUUUUCAACGGACUCUUAAAAUCUAAAGGAAUGCUAUUAGUAAAAUUAUUCACCCAACCUUACAUAGCUAUGGGAGAUUUAGCUUGUGAAUUUGUACUCAAGGUUAUUCGUUCUUCUAGACAUUUUCAAAAACCUAUGUGGACAUUAUCUAAGUAUGCUAUAAAUAGUUUAUUGCAUUUUAUUGAUAUUUUCAGCGAAAAAGGUUUAGAAUUUAUUGACAAAAUAUUAUCCUACAGUUGUAUGCCAAUCGAAACCCACGGAAAAGAUUCACCUUAUUAUUAUUAUUACAACAAAAGGCAUGAAUAUAAAAAGUGUAUAAAAUGUUCUCAAAAUUGCAUAGAAUAUUUUAUUAAUUAUAGUCUAACAGCUUCAUCUGUAACUAUAGAUUCUAAUGGUUAUACAUCAUCUCAAUUGUCGCAACUUAACUUGCAUGGUCAUCAAAUUAAAUCUACGAAGACUGAAAAACAUUGUAAUACAGAAUGGAAACUUUCUUUAAUCUCAGAAACAUCAACUGAAAUCGCUGCUGAUGAAACUUUAAAUAGCAUGAUUAACUUGUCAUACAAUUAUAUUGACAUAUAAACAGAUAGUUUGGAUACCUAAUACCUACCUAUUGCAACUAUAACUUAUAUAUAGAUAGAAUUUAUAAACACUUGUGAAUUUUGAAUACCAAACCUUAACUACAUGUACCUAUUGGAUA